Molecule: messenger RNA, 1007 nt
Organism: Zophobas morio
Lineage: Eukaryota; Metazoa; Arthropoda; Insecta; Coleoptera; Tenebrionidae
Exons: 2
Coding region: 1-876 (291 amino acids)
Source: RefSeq, a predicted model, not a curated record
AUGAUUGGUUCGAUACAAAAUUUCAAUCCGCGUGUGGACAGCUGGAUUUUAUACCAAGCACAGCUCGAGCAAUACUUCGAAAUAAAUGACAUCAAGGACACGGAAGCAUCUAAGAAGCGAGUAGCGGCGUUGAUCAGUUUAAUUGGCCAAGAUACUUACAAGAUACUCAGAGACCUGUGCACACCAAAAGCCCCUAAAGACAAGACGUACGAAGAGCUCUGCAACCACUUGAAGAAGCAUUUUUCUCCGACCACGUGCGUUUUCAGAGAGAGGUUAGAAUUCUACGACGCGAAGCAGUUGGAAGAAGAGACCGUGAACGAUUGGCACGUGCGAAUACACAAUCUCUCAACGAAUUGCGACUUCGGUGCGGACCUGGGGAACGUCCUCAAAGACAAAUUCGUGUGCGGUAUGCGAAAGGGCCCAAUUCGAGACCGACUGUGCGAGGAAAAGCCGAGCAAAUCACUAGAAAAUCUCUUGGAAAUCGCACUAGCGAGAGAAACCACCAUCAAGGCUGACAAGGAGAUUAAUCUGGUCCGAAAAGAAAGGUGGAAUCCAGAAUUUUCGGGCAACGCAAACAACACGUCAGGAGUACUCGAAGGACGCAGAAAUGGGAACAAUCCAAGGAGGUGGUCUUGUAAGGCAUGUGGAGCCGCACAUACAGGGAACCAGAGGUGCAAAUACGCAACGUACAAAUGCAACUCUUGCCAUAAAGUGGGUCAUUUAGCCAAGGUCUGUAGGUCAAGAGCUACACAAAACGCCAUAGAAGCGGAAGAAGAUUUUGAAGAGGCACAAAUUUUUAAUUUAGACUUUCAAGUGGAGGAACCAAUGAAGCUGCAGAGCAAUUGGGAUGUUACAAGCACAGGACGUUUAUACUAGAACUAAAAUCCGACAGCACCCAACCCAUUUAUCAUAAACCUAGAGCCCUACCCUUAUCCUAUAAAUCAAAAGUGGAAGCAGAACUACAGCAGUUGGAAGAGAAAGGUGUAAUUUCUCCCAUUGAGCACGGA